AUGGCAGAAAUGGUGGGGGUUCGAGCAGACAACGCCCGGGCUGGUGCAACCUUACGAUACGGAUUGUAUAUAUCGACGCCAUCCGGAGCGAAACCAACAUCACCACAGUAUUUUGCUGCUCUCAACUCCAAAAUGGCGGACAUGCGAAGCUCCACAUUUGUCCAGCCAUCCAUCGAAUGGACACAAGAUGCGAUGACCAAUGUCCUACGCAUUUACCUCCCAGGUUUCCAUAAGGAUGAGUUCAAGGUCGAGGUUGACAGCUCAGGGAAGCUAACAGUAAGGGGCGGGAGGUCACUUGGUGAUGGCAAAUUCAUGCGUUUGGAGCAGGUUUUUGAAGUUCCUAAAGAUUCAAAUAUUAAUAAGAUCAGUGGGAAAUUUGAAGGAGGGUAUCUCUCUUUAUUCAUGCCAAAGAAGGUGGUGAGAGAAACGGAAGUACCUCAGAGGGCUGUCUCACCUGAAAAGCCGAAAAGCGAAGAACCCAUUCAGAAAGAGAAGCCAAUGGCUGGUGACAAGAAAGAGGAAGCUCCAAUACAAGAAGACCAGCCUGAGAGAGGAGAGAGAAAAGAGGAGGAACCCAUACAACAAGAGAAGCCAAAAGAUAGAGAAGAGACAAAAGCAGCAGCUCCUGUUUAUGAAGAGAGGCCACUCACAGAUAAGAAAAAAGAGGAACACCUUAUCCAAGAUGAGCCUAUUCCAAAGCAAAAGCCAGUAAGCAGCACGGUCAGCGAAGACAGGUUUGAAAAAUAUAAAAAGAAUGGGAUGGCUUGGAAAGAAACAACUGAGGGGGAAGGGUGGCUGGAUUAUGGAUUGAUAGAUGGAUUAUUGGAGACAAUCAGCAAGAAUAAAAGAGUCAUUGCAGUAGCUGUUGCAGCCUUCUGCACAGGGUUUUACGUGUCUCAAAAGCUGAGGUCAAAUGGAAGAUGAGAUGGGCAUUCAACAGCCUUCUGCACUUGCUCCUUGCCAUAUAUAAUGCUGUUGAAUAGCUUCUGAAGUGCUAAAAGUCACUAACUACCACAAUUAUUUUGAUCUGCAUGAAGAUCAAAGAAUGCAAAAAUUAAUGAUCAAUUAUUGUCAUUCAGUCAGAUGUAAGGAAUGGUCUAUUGAAUAUUGAAGUACAACUGUUCAAGCAUAAGUUCUCUAAUAUACAGGGAAGA
Elaeis guineensis (African oil palm) is the source of this 1154-nucleotide messenger RNA. NCBI's taxonomy places the organism in Eukaryota, Viridiplantae, Streptophyta, Magnoliopsida, Arecales, Arecaceae. The record is from RefSeq and is a predicted model, not a curated record.